Messenger RNA from Styela clava, 2266 nucleotides. NCBI's taxonomy places the organism in Eukaryota, Metazoa, Chordata, Ascidiacea, Stolidobranchia, Styelidae. The record is from RefSeq and is a predicted model, not a curated record.
CCUAUUAGUGUUAACAGAUAUCUUUCAUCACAGGAAUCAAUAUUUUUUUUAUAAAUCCUUCUGUUAUUAUCCAUGUCAUUGCGUUUAGUUAUUUGGGUACUUUUUUACAUUUCAAAAAGGGGGGCGCCCUGGGUCAUUUUCCACAUCAGACAAUAUCACAUUGCUUAUUAUUAUGUAUUGUUACAGAGAAAUGGUCUGUUUUUAUAAUUUGUUUAUUUUAUUGACAAUCUGCAUGCAUGCUGUUCAUUUUAUUGCUUAAAUAUUCUGUAUGGUUUUGGUGAUGAUCACAGCAUUUAGGGGACAUGAUAGGUGCUUGUUCAUCUUUUAAAAUAGUGGUAUACUAUUAUCUUUCGACUUUCUCUUUUUAUUUGUGCUCAAUGUUAAAUUUAUUAUUAGCUCAAAAGUGAAUUCUCUCAGCAGUAACAAACCAGUUAUAUAAAAGUAAUGCUCUACCGGCUUGCAUCUCUUAAUGUCGAAAAUUUGAAAUUGACUGGUUCCUAAGUUACUGAAAAAAACAUUUUAAUUUAGCUAAACAAUUCAUAUUAGUGUCAUGGUCUUACUCUUGCAAAAUUUAUCAUUUCUAGUCCGUAACUCCGCUUAAAAAUUAAUCUUUUUUAUAUUUGAGAGAGGUAUGUUCUUCUCAUUUCCUCAACCAUUAUUAUUUUUGCAUAAUGUUGAUAGCAAAUGAGAAAUAGUCCAAAUAUUGCCAGUAUUAAUGAAUAAAUGGCUUCUUAACUAUAUGCUAUAGUCUAACUUAGGGGUGUGAAACCUUUAGUACAUGGGGGGCACAUACAAAUAACUGGAUGAAACAGCACAUUAAUUUAACAUAGGCUUUCUAGUAGUUGCAUACGCAUAAAUUUUGGUUAUUGAUUUUGUGACAUGUGCUGUCCGCUUAGGCUAGCUGUUAAGGCAUUGUAACCCCAUGCGCAUAUAUAAUAAAUUGGACUAGGGUGUAGGCUUACUUGCACGUACCAGAUUGAGCUGAAUUAAACACUCGUUUCGUGGGCCGCACAAUUUUUCAUUUAGGGCCGCCGCUUGCACACCCCUCGUCUCUAACUGGCUUAAUUAGCUGCAUCAAAACAUAUUUUCUUUUUUUUUGUCACCGGUUGUUUUGGUAAUGAAGUCCGUGCUUAUUGGGUAUUUAUGAUUUUUAAGAAGCGAAUAUUAUAUUUUUGUUUGUGCUUUUUAUCUAUGCUUGUUUCAACACUGCAAUAUUGAAAUUGUAAAAUGAAUAUUAUUAAUUUUAAUGUAAAGUUAUAUAUUAUUUAUGUUGUUUUAUUAAUGUGAUCUUGUCUUUUUAAUUUAGAAAUAUAAUCAAAAUGACUGCCAUGCAGUAUAAGUUAGAAGGUAAUCGUAUGUUUGCACAAAAGAAAUAUGAAGAAGCGAUAAAAUGCUACACGAAGGCGAUAAAUAAGACUUCUAAUAAUGCUGUUUUCUUCACAAAUCGGGCUCUGUGCAACAUAAAGCUACAAAAAUGGGAAGCCGUCGUUGACGACUGCAAAACUGCCCUUGAUUAUGACCCCCAAUCUGUCAAGGGUCACUUCUUUCUUGGUCAUGCUACUGCAGAGCUUGAAGAUUUUGAUGAAUCUAUCUCAGAGUUACAAAAAGCACAUACACUCGCGAAACAACAAAAAUUAAAUUUUGGUGAUGAUAUUGCAGCGAUGCUACGUAACGCGAAGAAAAAACGCUGGGAUAAAUUAGAAAAGGAACGUAUUUCACAGGAAAUUGAACUACAAACUUAUCUCACUAAUUUAAUGGUUGAAGACGAAAAACGUGAGAUAACCAAAUUGGACGAAAACGACUCCACAAGCGAUACAGACCGAAAAAAUGUAGAAAAAAAAUUCGAGGAACGUCGAACUGAACUAAAUAACUUAUUUGCACAAGUAGAUGAUCGUAGGAAAACACGUGAAGUUCCAGAUUUCCUAUGCGGAAAAAUCAGUUUCGAAAUUAUGAAGGACCCUGUUAUAACGCCGAGUGGAAUAACUUACGAUCGUAAAGAUCUUGAAGAACAUCUGCAAAGGGUCGGACAUUUUGAUCCCGUUACCAGACAAAAACUAACUGCUAGCGAAUUGAUUCCUAAUCUGGCUAUACACGAAGUGAUCGAGAAAUUUAUUGGAGAGAAUGGUUGGGCUGAAGACUACUAAGAUGUGAUUUUAAUUUAAACACUUUCUUGUAAAAUCAUAUAAGAGGGUUGGAACCUUUUCUCUAAACCAGUGGUGUGUGGCCCGCGGCCCACAAGGAGAAAUUAUAUGGCCCGCUGAGAAGU